AUGAGAGAGAUUAUUCACAUAUCGACGGGUCAAUGUGGUAACCAGAUCGGAGCUGCGUUUUGGGAAACGAUCUGUGGGGAACAUGGAUUAGACUUCAACGGGAAUUACCAUGGUGUAGAUGAUCUUCAGAAGGCGCGUUUGGGUGUUUAUUUCAAUGAGGCUUCUUCUGGGAAGUGGGUUCCACGUUCAGUGAAUGUGGAUUUGGAACCGGGCACUAUUGAUGCAGUAAGAAACUCUAAUAUUGGAAAUCUGUUUAGACCGGAUAACUAUAUCUUUGGACAGUCUUCUGCAGGGAAUGUGUGGGCCAAAGGUCAUUAUACUGAAGGUGCAGAGUUGGUUGAUUCUGUGAUGGAUGUUAUCAGACGCGAAGCUGAAGGUUGUGAUUCUUUGCAAGGUUUCCAGAUUACUCACUCUCUUGGUGGUGGUACUGGUUCUGGUAUGGGUACUUUGUUGAUCUCCAAGAUCAGAGAAGAGUUCCCAGAUCGUAUGAUGGCUACUUUCUCGGUGGUUCCUUCACCAAAGACUUCUGACACUGUUGUGGAACCUUAUAAUGCGACUCUGUCUGUGCAUCAGCUGGUUGAACAUUCGGAUGAAACUUUUUGUAUCGAUAACGAAGCGUUGUACGAUAUUUGUCAGAGAACUUUGAAAUUGAGUCAACCUAGUUAUAGCGAUUUGAACAAUUUGGUGUCCAGUGUCAUGUCUGGUGUUACGACAUCGUUGCGUUAUCCUGGUCAAUUGAACUCUGAUCUGAGGAAGCUUGCUGUUAAUUUGGUUCCUUUCCCAAGAUUACAUUUCUUUAUGGUUGGUUAUGCACCUUUGACUGCGAUCGGUUCACAAUCUUUCCGUUCGUUAACCGUUCCAGAAUUGACUCAACAGAUGUUUGACGCCAAGAAUAUGAUGGCUGCCUCCGAUCCAAGAAACGGUAGAUAUUUGACUGUUGCUGCUUUCUUUAGAGGUAAAGUCUCUGUGAAGGAAGUCGAAGAUGAAAUGCACAAGGUUCAGACAAGAAACUCUUCGUAUUUUGUAGAAUGGAUUCCAAAUAAUGUGCAAACAGCACUAUGUUCUGUGCCACCAAAGGGUCUAGACAUGUCUGCCACGUUUAUCGGUAACUCUACAUCGAUCCAAGAGCUAUUCAAGAGGGUUGGUGAUCAAUUUAGCGCCAUGUUCAAAAGAAAAGCCUUCUUGCAUUGGUACACGAGUGAAGGUAUGGACGAAAUGGAGUUUUCUGAAGCAGAGUCUAACAUGAACGACUUGGUUAGCGAAUAUCAACAAUACCAAGAAGCAACGGUCGAAGAUGACGAAAACAUCGAUUACGCUACCGAGGACCAACCAAUCGCUGAGAAUUUUGAAUAG
Molecule: messenger RNA, 1353 nt
Organism: Torulaspora delbrueckii
Lineage: Eukaryota; Fungi; Ascomycota; Saccharomycetes; Saccharomycetales; Saccharomycetaceae
Gene: TUB2
Product: beta-tubulin
Exons: 2
Coding region: 1-1353 (450 amino acids)
Biological process (GO): mitotic cell cycle; microtubule cytoskeleton organization
Cellular component (GO): microtubule; cytoplasm
Molecular function (GO): GTP binding; structural constituent of cytoskeleton; GTPase activity
Source: RefSeq, a predicted model, not a curated record